Molecule: messenger RNA, 11740 nt
Organism: Chionomys nivalis (European snow vole)
Lineage: Eukaryota; Metazoa; Chordata; Mammalia; Rodentia; Cricetidae
Gene: Hecw2
Product: HECT, C2 and WW domain containing E3 ubiquitin protein ligase 2
Exons: 29
Coding region: 590-5338 (1582 amino acids)
Biological process (GO): regulation of dendrite morphogenesis
Molecular function (GO): ubiquitin-protein transferase activity; protein binding
Source: RefSeq, a predicted model, not a curated record
CCCUCGCGCCCUGGCGCGGUCAUUCAUUUGACAUUCUGCUCCCGAAGCGCCCGGGGACCGGCUGCGUGCUGAUUCGGUGAUUCCGGGGAGCUGGGACUUGGGGGCUCCGGCGAGCAUCACUCGGAGGGAGAGGAGGCUUCAUUUGCCUUCGGUUUGGAAUGUGUGGUGAGCAUCCUCGGCUGGAGCCUGGGGCCUGGAGGAAACCCGGGCUGCAGAUUUAGACGUAGACGUUUGGGAGGACGUGCGGCUGCAGAGGUCUGGCUCCCUAUGCCUAGUCUUCUCCCGGUAGCGGAGCUCAGCUGCUUAUUAUGAUUAAUUUUAGGAACACCGUCACCGGCCCAGUUAUUCCUUUUCGAGUUGGGAGUCUUUGGAGUCAGCACAGGGAGCUCACGAGUAGAGUGAGAAGGGUUCAGUCAAUAAUAAACUUGGAAAAGGACAGCUUCGAUGAUCGUAUGGACAGAGGUGGACGAGAGGCAAACUUCACCGCGGCCUUUAGCCUUUGUGGAUAAGAUUUCUGCUUUGGUCUUCUAGAGUCAUGGCAACUUGGAAUUCUUCAUUGUAGGAAACCCACCUCGGAGAGGCACACAACAUGGCUAGCUCAGCCCGGGAACAUCUGCUUUUCGUACGGCGUCGAAACCCACAGAUGCGGUAUACGCUGAGCCCAGAGAACCUCCAGAGCCUCGCAGCCCAGAACUCCAUGCCCGAGAACAUGGCUCUGCAGCGAGCCAACAGCGACACAGACCUGGUGACUUCUGAGAGCCGCUCCAGCCUGACCGCCAGCAUGUACGAAUACACGCUGGGCCAAGCCCAGAAUCUCAUUAUCUUCUGGGACAUAAAAGAAGAGGUGGAUCCCAGCGAUUGGAUUGGGCUCUACCACAUAGAUGAGAAUUCUCCAGCCAACUUCUGGGAUUCUAAAAACAGGGGCGUCACUGGAACCCAAAAAGGACAAAUUGUCUGGAGAAUUGAGCCUGGACCCUACUUCAUGGAACCGGAGAUCAAAAUCUGUUUCAAGUACUACCAUGGUAUUAGCGGAGCCCUGCGAGCCACAACCCCCUGUAUUACCGUGAAGAACCCAGCUGUGAUGAUGGGGGCAGAAGGCAUGGAAGGCGGGGCUUCCGGAAGUCUGCACUCUCGGAAGCUCGUCAGCUUCACUUUGUCAGAUCUCAGGGCAGUUGGGCUCAAGAAAGGGAUGUUCUUCAAUCCCGACCCUUAUCUUAAGAUGUCCAUUCAGCCAGGGAAGAAGAGCAGUUUCCCUACGUGUGCCCACCAUGGGCAGGAGAGAAGGUCCACCAUCAUCAGCAACACCACCAAUCCCAUUUGGCACAGAGAGAAAUACUCCUUCUUUGCACUUCUAACCGAUGUCUUAGAAAUCGAAAUCAAAGACAAAUUUGCCAAGAGCCGCCCCAUCAUCAAGCGUUUCCUGGGGAAGCUGACCAUUCCGGUGCAGAGGCUGCUGGAGCGUCAAGCCAUCGGUGAUCAAAUGCUCAGCUACAACCUCGGCCGAAGGCUCCCAGCGGACCACGUGAGUGGCUACCUCCAGUUUAAAGUAGAAGUCACGUCCUCUGUCCAUGAAGAUGCAUCUCCCGAAGCUGUUGGCACCAUCCUCGGAGUCAACACUGUUAACGGAGACCUGGGCAGCCCUUCUGAUGACGAAGAUCUGCCCGGGAGCCAUCACGACAGCACCGUUUGCGCCAAUGGACCAGUGUCUGAGGACAGUGCCGCCGAGGGGACCCCCAAACAUUCUUUCCGGACUAGCUCUACUCUGGAGAUGGACACAGAGGACUUAAUCUCUACUUCCUCAAGGACCUCACCUCCCAGAGGCCGCCAGGAUUCCCUCAACGAUUACUUAGAUGCUAUUGAACACAAUGGUCCCUCCAGGCCAGGGGCGGCCACCUCCUCCGAGCGGCCCAUAGGAGCCUCUCCCAAACUGAGGAGCAGUUUCCCCACUGACACAAGACUCAAUGCGAUGCUCCACAUAGACUCGGAUGAAGAAGACCACGAGUUCCAGCAAGAUCUAGGCUACCCGUCUUCCUUGGAGGAGGAAGGGGGCUUGGUCAUGUUCAGUAGAGCAUCCAGAAGUGAUGCGGGGAGCCUGGCAUCUCAGACCAAGCCAGAGGAGGACAACCCCGGUGAGAACGAGGAUGCCUCUGUUCACGAAGUCGCUUCCUUGGAAGAGAGGCCGGAGAACCUUCCAGAGGUUGCGGAUGGCUCAUUGCCCUCAUGUGCAGCCCCUGAUGACAACGAAGCCAGCCUAGAGCCCCAUCCCGGUGCUGACCAGGGCGGCGCUGAAUUGUCAGGCUCUCAAGAGGCUGAUCAGACCCCGAGUGGUGCGGACACGGGAGCCUCUGACACGUCUGGAGGGAGCCACAGAGCUGCCAGUGAGACCGAGUCCCUGGACCAGGGAUCCGAACCUUCCCAGGUGUCCUCGGAGACAGAACCCAGUGACCCUGCCAGGACAGAGAGCGUCAGUGAGGCCAGCACCCGGCCUGAGGGGGAGAGCGACCUGGAAGGUGCUGACAGCUCGUGCAACGACAGCGUGACCACACAGCUGUCCUCAGUGGACACACGGUGCUCAUCUCUGGAGAGUGCGCGAUACCCAGAAACCCCAGCCUUUUCUUCCCAAGAAGAGGAAGAGGGGGCCUGUGCAGCUGAGCCUACCAGCAGCGGCCCGGCAGAGGGGUCGCAGGAGUCCAUCUGCACUCCGGGUUCCUUACCUGCUGUGCAGGUGCCCAAUGGAGGAGAAGCGGAAGGGCCAGGGGCUGAGGCUGCCACUCUGUCUGAGCAGGGGGAGCUGGGGGAGGUCUGGCAGAGGAGGGAGAGUCUGGAGGGAGCUGCUGCUGCUGCUGCUGCUGCUCCUGUUGCUGCCACUGAGAGCCAGCCCCAGGAGGAUGGGGAAGCUGGGGACAGCCAAGGUGCCUGCGAAGGGGCUGCUGCCCAGGAGGAGGGCGCCACCGGAGGUUCGCAAGCCAAUGGCCACCAGCCGUUGCGGUCACUGCCUUCAGUGCGUCAGGAUGUCAGCCGGUACCAGAGGGUGGACGAGGCUCUCCCACCAAACUGGGAGGCGCGCAUUGACAGCCACGGCAGGAUCUUCUACGUGGAUCAUGUGAACAGAACCACGACGUGGCAGCGGCCCACGGCUCCCCCCGCCCCCCAGGUCCUGCAGAGAUCCAACUCCAUCCAGCAGAUGGAACAGCUGAACCGGCGUUAUCAGAGCAUCCGGAGAACCAUGACGAAUGAGAGGCCUGAGGAAAAUGCCAGUGCUGUCGACGGGGCAGGGGAGGAAGCCGACUUCCACCAGGCCAGCGCAGAUUUCCGACGGGAGAGCGUCCUGCCGCACUCUACCUCCAGAUCCAGGCUCACGCUGCUGCUGCAGUCUCCCCCUGUGAAGUUUCUCAUCAGCCCAGAGUUCUUCACCGUGCUGCAUUCCAACCCUAGUGCCUACCGCAUGUUUACAAACAACACGUGUCUGAAGCACAUGAUCACCAAAGUCCGGCGGGACACCCACCACUUCGAACGCUAUCAGCAUAACCGGGACCUCGUGGGAUUCCUCAACAUGUUUGCAAACAAGCAGCUGGAGCUACCGAGGGGCUGGGAGAUGAAGCAUGACCAUCAAGGCAAGGCGUUUUUUGUCGACCACAACUCCCGGACCACGACAUUCAUCGACCCUCGGCUCCCACUCCAGAGCAGCAGACCCACGAGCGCGCUGGUUCAUCGGCAACACCUGACCAGGCAACGCAGCCACAGUGCUGGAGAGGUCGGCGAAGACUCUCGGCAUGCAGGACCACCCGUUCUUCCAAGACCAUCCAGCACAUUCAAUACCGUCAGCAGGCCGCAGUACCAGGACAUGGUUCCAGUGGCCUACAAUGACAAAAUCGUUGCGUUUUUGCGUCAACCCAACAUCUUUGAAAUUCUACAAGAGCGUCAACCCGAUCUUACCAGAAACCACUCACUCAGGGAGAAGAUCCAGUUUAUCCGAACUGAAGGGACCCCUGGAUUGGUUCGGCUCUCCAGCGACGCGGACCUCGUCAUGCUCCUGAGCUUGUUUGAGGAAGAGAUAAUGUCCUAUGUGCCUCCACACGCCUUACUCCACCCCAGCUACUGUCAGUCCCCGCGAGGCUCCCCCGUGUCAUCUCCCCAGAACUCACCAGGUACUCAGCGUGCCAAUGCCCGGGCUCCAGCCCCUUACAAGAGAGAUUUUGAAGCCAAACUGAGGAACUUUUACAGGAAGUUAGAAACGAAAGGAUAUGGACAAGGCCCCGGAAAAUUAAAGUUAAUUAUCCGAAGGGACCACUUGUUAGAAGAUGCUUUUAACCAGAUUAUGGGCUACUCCAGAAAAGACCUGCAGAGGAAUAAGCUGUACGUCACCUUCGUUGGGGAAGAAGGGUUGGAUUAUAGUGGGCCUUCCAGAGAGUUUUUCUUCUUGGUAUCCAGAGAACUCUUUAACCCCUAUUAUGGCUUAUUUGAAUAUUCAGCCAAUGACACAUACACCGUGCAAAUAAGUCCCAUGUCUGCUUUUGUAGACAAUCACCAUGAAUGGUUCCGGUUCAGUGGGAGGAUCCUCGGCCUUGCGCUAAUCCACCAGUACCUGUUGGACGCCUUCUUCACGCGACCUUUCUAUAAGGCUCUUCUCAGAAUCCUGUGUGACCUGAGCGACCUGGAGUACCUCGAUGAGGAGUUCCACCAGAGCCUCCAGUGGAUGAAAGACAACGACAUUCAUGACAUCCUGGACCUCACGUUCACUGUGGACGAGGAGGUGUUUGGCCAGAUUACUGAACGAGAGUUAAAACCAGGAGGAGCCAACAUCCCGGUCACAGAGAAGAACAAGAAGGAGUACAUCGAGAGGAUGGUGAAGUGGAGGAUCGAGAGGGGCGUGGUGCAGCAGACCGAGAGCCUAGUCCGCGGUUUCUACGAGGUGGUAGAUGCCAGGCUAGUAUCUGUCUUCGAUGCGCGAGAGUUGGAGCUGGUCAUCGCUGGUACCGCUGAAAUAGACCUCAAUGACUGGAGAAACAACACAGAAUACAGAGGCGGGUACCACGACAAUCACAUCGUAAUUCGGUGGUUCUGGGCUGCCGUAGAACGAUUCAACAAUGAGCAGCGACUAAGGUUGUUACAGUUCGUUACAGGUACCUCUAGCAUACCCUAUGAAGGAUUCGCUUCUCUCCGAGGGAGUAAUGGCCCAAGAAGGUUCUGUGUAGAGAAAUGGGGAAAAAUCACCGCACUUCCCAGAGCCCACACUUGUUUUAACCGCCUGGAUCUCCCUCCGUACCCUUCCUUUUCCAUGCUGUAUGAGAAACUCUUGACAGCAGUUGAAGAGACCAGCACCUUUGGACUUGAGUGAGCUGGGAGGAGGAUGCUCUGCUCCUGGCGGACAGGCAGCGUCAGAAGCCCGCCUCCGGAAGAGUGGCAGAGCAGCGCUAGUCUCCAGCCCACGGUUCCAGGAGAACAAACUACUUGUUGCUCUUGAGGAACACAGGCUCGUGUGUUGGGGGCUGGCUGUGAGUGCCCUUGGAAGCCUUGGGGUGAGCUCGGUGCCCGUGGAACAACCCAACAGUCUUUCAAUCAACAGUUCUUGACUGCCAAACCUUUUCCCAUGCGUUAUGUUUCAAGAUAAAGGGGAACCUGCGCUUGAUCCACUCCAUGGGGGACUUUCAGCGACUCGGGCGAAUCUUGGAGCGCUCCCGUCGGGCAUACUUCAAGCCAAACUGGCAGCACUUGGCCCAAUCUCCAAAUUAGUGCAAGUGAAAGAUUAUGAUAAAAAAUAUAUAUAUUUCCUGAAAGUACAUUUGUUUAAGCCCUAAGUUAUAACCGAAAUAUUCAUUUCUUGCUUACGCGUGCCUGCAUGGUGUCCACUGUAGGUUUCGACAUUCACGGAACACGAGUGAAACGAAGUCAGUAUGAGGUAACUGUAAAGAUUGGCCGCAAGGUGGUCCUGUAACCGUGUAUAUGCAAGUGGUAUGUGUGUCCUUACGGCUGAAGACAAAUUUGCUCAGUGAACUAAUGACAGAUCUGAUGCUUUAUAAUGCAUGAAAACAGUUGUCAAAUAACUAGCAAUUAAUCACAGCAUAUCAGGAAAACGUACACAGUGAGUUCUGUUUAUUUUUUUUUCUAGGUUCGUUCUAUUUCUGUUCUCUAAGAUGUAUAUAAGGACCUAGCUACCAUAUUGUCAUAACCCCCUCUUCAUUUUCACGUUCCAUGCUUACUCGGGCAUCUGGCUAGUCUUGUCUCCUUGUAAGCCCGCUCAAGGGAACUAAAGGGCCUUUUAUUUUUAUAAAGGUUACAAAAAAAAAUCCCCCCAAAUAUUUUGCACUGAACUUACCAAAGUCGAAGGAACAUUACAGUAUGGCUAACAGCAGCUCCAUCUCUUGCUGAGUACAACAGACGUUGCUUCUAAAUCAGAUUUCCUUUUCGGUGCCAUGGCAGCCACUGCAAGGACUGUGCAUCUAAGUAAUAAUUUUUUAAGACUCACACUAUGUGAUAGUAUGAUAUGCAUUUAUUUAAAAAUGCAUUAGAUUCUCCCAUCCAUCGACUACUUUACAGGAUGGCAUUUAUUACAGAAAUUUCGUAUUCCUCCCCCCCCCCCCCCACUGCUUUUUAUUUGUACAGCAUCAUCGAACGGCAAGCUUGGUUAGGGAGCCGUCGGCAGUGUCAGAGAGGUCCAGUCUCCUCGUAGGAAGAAUUCCACUUUCCCUCAUCAGUGAAGAUACCACGAAUUGAAACUCUCAGCACUAUAUUUCUAAGCCUGCAUUUUCACUGAUGCAUACCUUUCUUAUUAAUAUCAAGAAAACGUCUUUUCUAUGGUCUCUCAGAAACUGCAUGACAUCACUGACAAGCCUUCUUGAUUUAAUAAAAGGAUAUCCUUCAUUUUAAUUGCUUUCGGGACUGUCCAUGCCAUUGUUUGUUCCUUGAUUUAUGACAGCAUUAAGCAGACGCACAAUUCGAUGAGGUGAGGUGGAAUUCAAUGAGGGCGGGAAAACCAUUGGAUUAGCAUUUAAUCUGCCAGUCUGUGGGGAGGGGGCGUCCCAGGCAUUCCCUACACAUUGCUCCAAGCGUCUUAUUUAUAACUGGCGUGGACUUCUGUGUUGGGAUGUGGGUGACUUUGCAUGUCACGGGCUUCCAUGCACAGGUACCCAGAGGUGUGUAGUAAGAGCAGUUACUCUCCUGCUAGUGAAGCUGUGUGUCCCGUUGGAUCCUCAGGAGGAAUGACACUCAGGCUGUGUUACAGUGUUAAAAGAUAAGCACUGGAUGUGGAAAACAUUCCAGGAGAAAAGCUUAUAGGAACCUGGAAAAGAUAUGAAGACUAUUUAUUUGUAUACCAUAAUUGGGCCAGAAAAAAAAAAAACUAAACCUUUUUGACUGGAAUUAUUAGUUUGUACUUAUUUGCCAUGAAUACAAGUAUAUAUUUAAUUUUUGCAAACUUCUUUUGUUUGUGCUUUAUUCAUCAUAAAGAAAGCAGAGCACACCAACACGCUCCUAGAAUCACACUUUGUUGUGUCAGAGCAUUCCCUGACAGCUGCCACAGGGUCUCCUCAAGGGAAAGCUGCCUUUCCUUCAGAAGUGCAUGUCUAGGCCGUGUUAGUGUUCAUUUGGUUUGAGACGAUUUGCCACCCACUGUAUGCCCUAUUGUUGGCGGAAGAUAUUUGAAAUAAAAUGCACCCCUUUAUUUCUAACUGAUGCUAUCUUGUUGAUGGUGAGGCAUCCCACUUCUAAACCAUUUUAGAUGUGUUCAGACAUUCUUAAAGUAGUACGAUUUACUCUAGUUGGCCCUGUUCUGAGAGUUGGAAAAGUUAUCAGAAUCGAAGCUAGCAUAUCAGAAAGCCAGGAUAAGUUGUCUGCUGUUCUUCGUGGGUAAAACCAAAAGCACAAAACUAACUUUUACAGCUUGUAAAAGUUAGACAACAUAGCCACUGAAUAAAUUAGAUGUUAUUGUACGCCACAAUUAGAAAUAUCCUUCAAUAUGUUCUUCUAGAAUGUGGACCCCAGUAACUUGGCUCUUUGGUUUGGUUUGAAGAGAUUUCUAAAUGAGGCUGCUAACAGUAUAAAAGACAGUUUUGGUACCCCAUCAUCGUUCAAAGCACGGGCACAUCGUUGGGGUUCCCUCCAUGCCAGUCACUCAUUUGAUGAUGGAGCCCCAAGAUUCUGAAUCUGGCCUCCAGAAAAAUGCUCAUUGUCUACUAGAGAGGACAUUGAGUUUCCAAAACAUUUUUAAAUAAAAGACCAAGUUCUACAAUUCAUGAGUGAAAAGAGAAUAACCUAUACACACACACACACACACACACACACACACACACACACACACACCCCGCCCAGAGUCUUGGUUAUAGCUUCAUGUUUGUGAAACCGUGUAGGUCAAAGUCAUCAUCAUAGAUGUGCUGUUUCUCUUGGUAACUACAAAGGUGUCAGAAUAUCAGUGCUCGUAAAUCUUGAGACCCAAAAUGCAUUCAUGACGAGGAGGGUUUCAAGUUUAUAGAUGGGGCCUGAGUUGUGAAGGAGCAAGUCAAGGGUCUUUAAAUUAUCAAAGAAAUAUCAUCCUAGAUAGAAAAGAAUAGAAAAAAAAAUAUCAAAAUGAAGUCUGGAUAUUUCCUCCCAUCCCUGCACCACAACACACGUUCCAUUUUUGGUGUAAAAUAUCUCAAUUCCUGAGCCAAAACCACACCUGGGAUCAGAACAUCUCUCUGGAGCACAAAAUGAAUGGAAGUCAGUUUUCUAGUACAUGUUGUAUUUAUACUUUAAUGGUCACUCUGUAAUAAAUAAAUAUAAAAGAUGCAAUUGAACUGGAGCGGGAAUACAUUUUGCAAAACUAGAGUGAAGCCUCUCCAGACAUUCUCAGUCCAUUAAACUCUAGUCGUAAGGACUGAGGUCUCUCACAGCGACCAUGAUGGAAACGCCCCAAGGCGCUGGAGGGUAUAUUGCCCAGCGCAGAAGCUUUUACCCGUGCUUGCCAGAGCAUCCUCAUCUUCCUUUGGUCCUCAGUGCUCGCUUAGGGAGAAGGAUCAAGCUCCCGCUGGGAUCAGGCUCAUUUCUCGCGUACCUGGGGAGAUGAGUUCUCCUACUUUGGUACCGCGAUCCUGUUUCAUCUCGGGAACUACGAAGGCUAAUGUUUGUACUGAUCUACUCGAUUUUCAGAUGCUUUGCUUUCCCGAACUCUCACUUUCUCAAACACGCUUCAGUUGUGGCGCUCCUGCGGAGGCCACGGAGAAAGGAGUAUAUCCGUGGAGAAGGCUCUUCACGGACGCAGUGUUUACAUCUCCUGCCUGUGGGAGCAACUGAAGACCAGUCUGAUUGUCUUUGGUGGGCUUCCUUGGGGAUUAUGUAGAAGCAAGAAUAUGGAAAAGGCUCCAACCAGAGCCCUGGCUUUCAUUUUUGAUUUUUGAUAAACCUGAGUCUUCAGAGGCCUGGCAGCUGGCUCCCAGUGACAUGGAGGAAGGGAUCACCUGCAGCUUCCGUUUUACUUCCUGUCUUCCCGAUAUUUAGUCUAAUGACUUUUUUCUACUUUUUGCACUACUUCUCAUAAGGAACAUAACUUAUAAUAAAGAGUCUAGCGUUUUAUUCAAUUUAACUUCAUUCAGGAAAUUCCAGGGGCGGGAAAUGAGGCCGUUCUCUCAUUACAAGGCAUCACUAACCCCACAUAAGAAGCAACAUGCAGUUGAAAAAUACAGCCUGUCCCCCUCCCACGUCCCCAGUUACACUUGAGAUUUGGGUCAGCUGUUGCUGAGUGGCGUCCUCAAUCGACCACCCUAUUCCCAUGUGGCUUGACUUUAAAUUAAUGGGAAUGUCCCCUGGUAGCAGAUUCUAAUCAGAAGACUAUUUGCUUCAUAGUUUUGUUUUUAGAUAAUUUGUCUAGCACAGAAGCAAAGGAACCCCAGAGACAUCAGAGGUUUCUGGGCUGUAACUCAAGGUCCAACCACUACCGUUCAAAGGGUGGUUAAAAAAUAAAAAGAGAUGCCUGAAAAUUGUACCGCUCUGGCCAUCUAACAGUAACUGCUGUCGAGAUUCAGGAGUAGCAGCUGCAUUUCCAGGAACUGACGCUAUGGGUGUAAUGAGUGUGUUUGACUCCGUCAGAGCCAUCAGGGUUAGGAGUGAACGCGCCUUUAAGAUUACAGGAAAGCCAAGAGGACAGGGGAACAUUGCAAACACCAUCAGACUCAGAGCAUGCUGACAGGGGUCAGAAUGUGUGACAUUUUUGAGUUGAAAACAAUGUCUUAGUUUCGUGAAGACACUGAUGGGCCAUCUACCUGGUGGGAGAUACCCAUAUUGUGUGAUUUCAGUAGGCUUGUAUUUCCUGUUUUGCAAAAUGUCAUUCAGUCCCAAAGUUUUAAGGCUAACCAUAGCUUGAUCAGGAAGCUCAACAAUUUGCAUUAAUUUUUUUUUAACUUGGAAAUUAUUGUUACUACUAUCGAACGCUAUUUUUGAAAUAAAAGUGCUUUUAUUUCAUUAUGGUUCAUUUGUUUUUACAGCUGACAUUAACAUAACUUUUGAGACAUUCUCAUUCUCCAAUCAUCUCUCUAAUGUUGAUUUAAACAUUCCCUAUUAGUGUGGAAAGCAAGCUCCUAAGUGUGAGGUUACCGAAUUACAAAAGGAGACCUAAUGACGGCUUCCUACCAAAGAAGUUAAGACAGCAGAUACAUUUGCUUCAAUUUUGAUGAUCAAGGUACUUUUAUUCUGAUUUCGUGAUCAAAUAGCUCAACAGGACAGAUAGCUCUAGCUGUAUAUGAUUUUUAUGUCUGGUGGCCUUGGGCAAGUGAUAUCUUCAAAUCCAAUUUCAUUUUAAGAUAUGACAAACCUGAGGAAUAUUGAUAGGAAUGUUUAUGAUUCAAAGUGAAUCAGCUACUACUGGUGUAGGUAAGAAAUCAUCAGUAAAUUCUGGUAAUUAUCACCUUCUGUUAAAAGGGAUGGGUAAUGUUUAAGAUACACCUUGGAAGGGUGAACCAGGAAACACAGAACAGAAUGUUUUGUUAGGACAUCAAUGCCCUAAAAGAUAUAGUUUUUCUUUAUGUAAUAUCGUAAGUAAAAUAUGGGGGCUGUUAGCACACUGGAAAGUUCGUAAGAUUACAUGUUUUUAUAAUAGGGGUGCAGGCAUUCCAAAAUAAAUGAAUGGAAAAAAAAACCGACAUGCAUCUCUCUUGCUUCUUACUGAAAGUAUUAAUCUAAUUUUAUAAUAAUGCUUACUUUUUAAUAUCAAGGCUCUGUAAAGACAUUUUAUUUCUAAGAUUUCAGUAGAGCACAGGUGGUGUAUUUUUUAAGCCUCUCUGUCUCUUCACCAGCCCCGCCCUUCAUGCCCACUGUACCAUAGAUCACAGUUAAUUGUCACACUUCUGGGUCUGUUGAUUUGAUUUAAGCUUUGAAUUUCUUCAGUGUAACUUUUAAUAGAGAAAACUAAUGGGAGGUGUUUGAUAUUAGAAUAAGAUUACACAGCCCUCAUUUGACCUUACAGUUACAUUUUUUUAAGACACAUACUAUAGGGUGUUGGUAGCCAUCCUAGAAAUACGUCAUGACUGGCAUUACACAAAGCUUACCACUGAAUCGUGGACCAGUUGUUCAUUUUCUGGGAAGUCUGUAUUCUUACCCUCACCUGAGCCCCUGACUCUUGCGUUGUAUUUUUUAUGAUUAUGAAAUGCUUUGACGGAAAGAUAUUUUAAUGUGUACAAUUUGUUUUAUUUUCAUACUGAUCUCUAUUUUUGUUUAAAACCAUGUUACAUCACGAAAUCACUUAAUCAAAAAUAAAUCUUCUUUUAAAAAAUGA